This is a messenger RNA of Linum trigynum, 485 nucleotides long. Lineage: Eukaryota; Viridiplantae; Streptophyta; Magnoliopsida; Malpighiales; Linaceae. The record is from the annotation of a GenBank genome assembly.
UCCAUGGUAACAACCCCUACCCUAGCUCGCCAACCCCUGAAUUCUUUGUUCUCCGGCGAGGCCGAGAAAAUCAGCGGUGGCAGUGCAAUCCGGCCAGAUCCAGCAAUUGAUGGACACCUUCAUGCGAUUUGACAUGGACUCCGAAUGCAAUAUCACCCACCCGGAGCUGGCCGCCCUCUUCCGCUCCCUCGGCCUCAAGCCCGCCGACGACCAACUCCACUCCAUCCUCUCCAACAUUGACGCCAACGGCAACGGCUACGUCGAGUUCGACGAGCUCAUCUCCGCCAUCCUCCCCUACAUUAACGAGGAGGUCCUCAUCAACUAGGAGAAGCUCCUCGAGGUCUUCCAGUCCUUCGCGACUACAUCAUCGCCAUCAAGCUCGCUGGAUCCAUGGCCAAGAUGGGCCACCUGCUCUCCUACAAGGAGCUGUCGGAGAUGAUGUGUCAGGCCAAUACCAAUGGGGAUGGCGUCCUUAGUUUCCACUU